CUCUUAGGCAACGAUGCCAUUGAUACCCGGAAAGAAGCGUUUGUGGACUGCAUCAUUCUCUCUGUGAGGGGUGGUAUUAAUCUUUGCUUAUCGGUGGAGCUGUCCGCUGGUGUCUGGAGCCUUUCACUACAGUACCCCGCCUAUCUUGGCUCCUCCUCAAUCCCAGGCUAGAUCUGCGAUAUCUUCCUACGCUACUGCUCACUUGUCAGGACACUCUGGUUAUUAUAUCACGAUUUUUGAAUUCGCAUACGAUUCUCAAGCCUAACGACUUGAACACUCGUCGAGAAUCACCCAUCAUGGAAACUCUAAAAGCAGUCUUCUUCGGACCUGAUCCGCAGGCACAGAUGAGAAAAUGCAACCAGCUCAUCCGUGCCAACACCCGUCAACUAGAUCGAGACAUCUCCCAGCUGAGGCAACUCGAGAGCAAAACCCGACAAUUCAUCAUCAACGCUUCCAAACGAGCCGAGCGAAACCCCUCCCAAUCCAAGCAGGCCAUGACGGAAACCAAAACCUUCGCGCGAGAGCUCGUUCGCAUCCGCAAACAGUCGACCCGUCUGAACACGAGCCGCGCGCAACUCCAAAGCGUCCAGAUGCAGGUCAAUGAGGCGUUCGCGGUACGGAAGAUCCAGGGCAGUCUGAAGAAAUCGACGGGGAUCAUGAAGGACGUGAAUACGCUGGUCCGUCUGCCGGAGCUGUCGUCGACCAUGCAUCAUCUAUCGGCUGAGUUGGUGCGGGCGGGCAUCAUUGAGGAGAUAGUGGACGAUGCGAUGCCGAACAACGAACUGUACGAAGGCGAGGACGACGAAGCGGAGGAGGAAGUCGACAAGGUGCUGCAGGAGAUCCUCCAGGGUAAGCUGUCGCAAGCGCAAGGACCCGUUACGGAGCCGCCGGUGGAAGAGCCCAAGGUGGACGAGGAGGAGUUCGAGUCUCGGCAAGCCACUUUGGGAGAGAUGCGGGACCGGCUGGAGGCUUUGAAGAGCUAGCGUUGGCACUGGGUUAGGAACUUUGGUUUCUUUUCCCCCCUUGUUGGUUCUUGUGUUGUAUGGGAGUUUGGCGGUGCAACUGUUUCUGUUUUAUACAUCUUAUAUAUAAAGGCCGGUCCUUAUUCAAUCUUAGUGGUCUGUCGUUAUGCGCUAUAUAAUAGUGGUAAGUAUUAAG
Messenger RNA from Aspergillus campestris IBT 28561, 1158 nucleotides. RefSeq names its product ESCRT-III subunit protein VPS24. NCBI's taxonomy places the organism in Eukaryota, Fungi, Ascomycota, Eurotiomycetes, Eurotiales, Aspergillaceae. The record is from RefSeq and is a predicted model, not a curated record. The transcript is spliced from 2 exons. Gene Ontology annotation, biological process: endosome transport via multivesicular body sorting pathway; late endosome to vacuole transport; protein transport. Bases 297 to 983 code for a protein of 228 amino acids. Gene Ontology annotation, cellular component: ESCRT III complex; multivesicular body.